Perca flavescens (yellow perch) is the source of this 3652-nucleotide messenger RNA. It is a transcript of the gene ctnnd2a, whose product is annotated as catenin (cadherin-associated protein), delta 2a. The record is from RefSeq and is a predicted model, not a curated record. NCBI's taxonomy places the organism in Eukaryota, Metazoa, Chordata, Actinopteri, Perciformes, Percidae. Gene Ontology annotation, biological process: dendritic spine morphogenesis; cell-cell adhesion. Gene Ontology annotation, molecular function: protein binding. Gene Ontology annotation, cellular component: postsynaptic density; adherens junction; cytoplasm. The transcript is spliced from 25 exons. The coding region runs from base 29 to 3652 and encodes 1207 amino acids.
CCUCAGCUAACUAAGCUUUAAAACUGCAAUGCCGGUGCCAGAGCAGCCUGCGGAGCAGGAGAAAGGGGCCAUGGUUGCCCCUGUGAUGCCAGCCUCCAAUGGAGACAGAUCUGAGACAGAGACCACCUCCUCCAUCCUUGCCUCUGUCAAAGAGCAGGAGCUCCAGUUUGAGCGCCUGACCAGGGAACUUGAGGCUGAGCGUCAGAUUGUCGCCACCCAGCUGGAGAGAUGCAAGCUGGGAUCAGAGGCAGGCAGCAUGAGCAGCAUCAGUUCAGCAGAUGACCAAUUUCGCUGGAACGCUCAAGCUGAUGGACAGAAGGAUAUCGAGGACGAACUGACCACUGGUUUGGAGUUGGUGGAUUCCUGCAUUCGGUCUCUCCAGGAAUCAGGAAUUCUUGACAGUGGAGAACGACCGGCUCUUCUUUCCCAGAGUUCCUUGCAGCUCAACUCCACCCCGGAGGCUUCGCUCCAGUACUCUGCCAGCUACCAUAGCAACCAGACCCUCGCCCUUAGCGACAGCAUCUCCGCAGCAACUUCUCAGCGCAGCGGGCUGGUUGGAGGAGCCGUGCACAGCUACAACCAGGUAGCCGGUUCCCCAGGUAAACUCCAACGCCUGGGAUCAGCCUCUGACACACCAGGGUACGCUACGACUCAGCGCCUGCCUUCCUCCUCCUCUCCCAGCAAACAGUCUCCUGCUAAUCGACUGGCCAAGUCAUACAGCACCACAGUUGCUGUGACAACAGCAGGAGGGGGCGGGUCUCCCCUGAGGGUCGCAACCCCACCGAACUCUACAGCAGCAGGGGGAGGGGCCAGCUCAUCAUCGUCCCCUCUUCACCAGAUGAGUUCGGGCAUAGGGAGCUAUGCCACUUUGUCUCCCAAACGACUGGCAGCUCACCACGCUUCUGACCAGUACAAGAUCUCCCACGAGCUCUACGCUACUGCUACACUGCAGAGGCCUGGCAGUCUGGCAGGUGGGAGCUCUCGUGGCUCCUACAGUAGUCAGCACAGUCAGGAGCCCCUUCGGCCCUUGGGGUCCCCAGAGCACCACAAAGAUCCCAUCUAUGAAGAACGUGUCUACCACAACAAGGGCCCCAUGAGGAGCCUUAGCCAGAGCCAGGGGCCAGACACAGGUCCCUAUCGCAACAACACCGCUCCCUCCUCCCCUGGUGUCGACUCCGCCCCUUUGCAGCGCACAGGAAGUCACGGCGCAGGGACAGGAAACUACGGCCGAAGUGGAGAUGUGUAUGGCUCAGACCCCUAUGUGGCAGACCCCUACCGCACCCUGCAGUACUGCCCCUCAGUGGUGGAAUCACCCUACAGCAAGUCUGGACCUGCCCUGCCGCCCGAAGGCAGCCUGCAGCGCUCACCUUCUAUCGACUCUAUUCAGAAAGACCCCAGAGAGUUUGGGUGGAGAGAUCCGGAGCUGCCAGAGGUGAUCCAGAUGUUACAGCACCAGUUCCCAUCGGUGCAGUCCAAUGCUGCAGCCUACCUACAGCAUCUCUGCUUUGGAGACAACAAGAUCAAAGCUGAGAUCCGCAGACAGGGAGGCAUCCAGCUGCUGGUGGACCUGCUGGACCACAGGAUGAGUGAGGUUCACCGUAGCGCCUGCGGAGCCCUGAGGAACCUGGUGUACGGCAAGGCCAACGAUGAGAACAAAGUGGCCUUGAAAAACUGCGGGGGGAUUCCUGCCUUGGUCCGCCUGCUGAGGAAGACCGGAGACGUGGAAAUCAGAGAGCUGGUCACAGGUGUGCUGUGGAACCUGUCAUCGUGUGAUGCUCUGAAGAUGCCAAUCAUCCAGGACGCCCUGGCCGUUCUGACCAAUAGCGUCAUCAUACCCCACUCUAACUGGGACUCCUCCCCCAAUCACCAUGACGACCGCAAGCUCCAUCUUCAUACCUCCCAGGUGCUGCGCAAUGCUACAGGCUGCCUCAGGAAUGUAAGCUCCGCAGGUGAGGAGGCGAGAAGAAGGAUGAGGGAGUGUGACGGCCUGACAGAUGCUCUGCUCUACGUCAUCCAAACCUCUCUGGGCAGCAGCGAGAUCGACAGCAAGACUGUAGAGAACUGUGUUUGCAUCCUGAGGAACCUGUCGUACCGCUUGGCUGCCGAGACGUCCCACGGCCAGCAGGUGGGGUUGGAGGAGCUGGAUGGCCUGCUUUGCGACGCCAACGGCCGCGACGGAGAGAGCUCUGGCUGCUGGGGCAAGAAGAAGAAGAAAAAGAAGGGAGCCGAUCAGUGGGAUGGCGUGGGCCCCUUUCCGGACACGGCGGAGCCCCCCAAAGGUGUUCAGAUGUUGUGGCACCCCACCAUCGUCAAGCCCUACCUCACCCUGCUGUCUGAAUGCUCCAAUCCCGACACACUAGAGGGAGCAGCCGGCGCUCUGCAGAACCUGGCCGCAGGAAGCUGGAAGUGGUCGGUGUACAUCCGGGCUGCAGUGCGUAAGGAGAAAGGCCUUCCCAUCCUGGUGGAGUUACUGAGGAUAGACAACGACAAGGUGGUGUGUGCCGUGGCCACCGCUCUCAGAAACAUGGCCCUGGACAUCAGGAACAAGGAGCUCAUUGGUAAAUAUGCCAUGAGAGAUUUGAUCCAUCGGUUACCGGGCAGCAGCAGUAGCAGCAGCAACAACAACGCCACCAGCAGUGGGACCUCCGGGACUACAGGCCCUCCCAGCAAGGCCAUGUCAGACGAUACUGUUACUGCCAUCUGCUGCGCAUUGCACGAAGUCAUUACCAAGAACAUGGAGAACGCCAAAGCCCUACGUGAUGCUGGAGGCAUAGAAAAACUCAUCGGCAUCGCCCGCAGCAAAGGAGACAAACACUCAGCAAAGGUGGUAAAGGCAGCCUCUCAGGUCCUCAGCAGUAUGUGGCAGUACAGAGACCUGCGCUCCCUCUACAAGAAGGAUGGCUACUCCCAGUAUCACUUUGUGGGCUCUGCCUCAACGAUAGAGAGAGACAGACAGAGGCCCUACUCAUCCUCACGAACUCCCUCCGUCUCCCCUGUCAGGACGUCCCCAAAUAACCGCUCUGCGAGCGCUCCAGCCUCCCCCAGAGAGAUGAUGAGUCUGAAGGAACGCAAGAUGGACUACGAUUCCACAGCAACCAACGCUGGUUUCCAUAGCAACAAAGGAGAGCACACAUCCCGAAAAGACGGCAUGGCAGUUCAAGUAUCCUGUGGGACAUCUACGUUGUUCCGAAACUCUUACCUGACCUCCAGUGAUGACAUCAAGCAAAACCAGGCUUCAGCGCAGCCCUGCAUCGUGCCCCCCCAGCCCCUGCAGGACAGCCCAUCAGCAGCGGUGCUAAAAGACUACGACCCCUAUCCUCCCCCUCCUUCCUUCCCCCAGCCUCAGCCGCCGCAGCCUCCACCUCACAGCCAGAGCCGGAGCUUCAGUGAUGUCUACUACGAGGACCAGGGACCCCCACCUCCUCCAUCCCAGCCACAGCCGCAGGUCCAGGCUCAGGCCCAGCCUCAGGCCCAACCCCAGCAGCCUCCGAGCUCCUCCGGACCGCCUCGAGACCCGCGGGAGGACCUGCGCAUGCAUCUGGGCCUCAAAUCCACCGGCAACUACGUAGACUUCUACUCGGCCUCUCGGCCAUACAGCGAACUGAACUACGAGACCAGCCACUACCCGGCCUCGCCCGACUCCUGGGUCUAG